CUCACUUGUAUGCGACACUCGCUUGUGGACGUCGUUAUUCAAAAAUUAUCUCCGUAUAAAAGAAAUAAUAAUUUUAUACGCCACGACUUCCGUUACUGUAACUGUAGAGCUCAAAUGCGCUAAACCGCAUACGCACUAGCGUCGGAAGCGGGAGCCGAGGCUACCCUGGCGGCUGGGACUUUUGAGAGAGAAGGGAUAUACCACGACUGAAACGAACGAGCGAACAAGCGAAUUGAUAGUGACGAGAGGUUGAACUACGAAUCGACACAUCAAAACCAUAUAAAGACACCAUGGCCGCCCCACGCGCUUCCUCCCCCAUCCUCCGCACCCUCCGCGCGCCGCUCACAGCAGCGCCCCGCCGUUCGAUACAAAGCCGCCUGCCCUUAUGCAGCGCGCGCUCAUUCUGUGUGUCGGUGAACAGAAUGGGGGGUUGGUGAAUGGGAAGAAGAAUGAGGGGGAGUUGGGGGUUGGGGAGCUGGAGGGGGCGGAGGGGGCGAUGGCGCCGAUUGUGAGGGUUGGGGAGGAUGAGGGGACUAUGAGGGCUAGGCUUGUUUACCAAUCCCGCAAACGCGGCAUCCGCGAAGCCGACCUCCUCCUCUCCACCUUCGCCGACGCCCACCUCCCCAACAUGACCCUCGCCCAAAUGACCGCCUACGACCGCCUCCUCGAUGAGAACGACUGGGACAUUUAUUACUGGGCUACUCAGCCCGAGGAGCCCGGGUCCACAUCUGGCUCACGGGGAAAGGCCACGGGUCCUACAUCAGGAAAGGCACCGGUGGAUGAGAAGGGGGGGGGGAUUGUGGAGCCGGCGAAGGGGGAGUGGGCGCAGACGCUGGGGACGUAUAGGCCUGCGUAUAGGCCUGUGCCGGGGAGGUGGGAGGGGAGUGAGAUUUUGGGGAGGUUGAGGGAGCAUGUUUGGUCGAGGAGGGCGGAGGGGGGGCAGGGGGGGGGAUGGCGUUUAUGCCCGGGUUGA
Pseudogymnoascus destructans is the source of this 973-nucleotide messenger RNA. RefSeq names its product succinate dehydrogenase assembly factor 2 (gene EMI5). Gene Ontology annotation, biological process: protein-FAD linkage; mitochondrial electron transport, succinate to ubiquinone; mitochondrial respiratory chain complex II assembly. The transcript has 2 exons. Bases 386 to 973 code for a protein of 195 amino acids. The record is from RefSeq and is a predicted model, not a curated record. NCBI's taxonomy places the organism in Eukaryota, Fungi, Ascomycota, Leotiomycetes, Thelebolales, Thelebolaceae. Gene Ontology annotation, cellular component: mitochondrion.